AUGGCUCAGCAGAAUGAGAAAGAGAAAGCUCCAAGCUCUUUAGAGAACCUUACAUGUCCACUAUGUCUUGAUAUCUUCGACGAGGCAACCAUCCUGACUUCAUGCGGACACACCUUCUGUCGGAAAUGUCUCAAGAACUAUGACCUUUCACACCUGGAUCUCGAUCACAUGAUCUGUCCUCUCUGCAGGAAGUUCACCAAGUUGUCUGUAAACCGUGUCGAUGAUUUCCUCACCAAUGAGACUGUCAACGGACUUGUAGACAAUUACCACACCGAGUGUGGAGGGUUGAACGCUGUCCUUGAGAUGCAUCCAAAAUGCACUGCUUCCAAGUUUCAUCAAGAAUCAGAUGCUGUUUCAUUCUGUAGAACGUGUAAUAAUUACUUGUGUACUAAUUGCGACUGCAGUCAUGAGCUUAUGACAUCAGUCUUUGAAGGUCAUGAGAUUGUAUCCAUACAAGAUAUCAUCAACGGGAAGGUCAGUAUUGGUCAUCUAUCCGAGAAGUGCUCCAUCCACAAACAAGAGGACAAAGAUAUGUUUUGUGAGGAUUGUAAGGUCCAUGUCUGUCUCAAGUGCGUGAUCGUCGGUCAUCAAAAUCACAACAUCAAGAAUCAGGCUGACUUCGAGCAGCAGCUACGUCUUAAGGUGAACGACCUUGUCCAGCGAUGUGCCGCUAAGAAGACAGAACUUGAGAAGAACAUUCAAAAUGUCGAAGUACAACGUCACGAAGUAUACACUGCCGUGCAGAAACUACUGGAUGAUGUCAGUCAAGCCUACAGCAUCAAAGUCAAAGAGCUUGAGGAAAAUCAUCAAAAUCUAAUCGAUCAAAUCAAUGCAGUAAAGAAGAGUUUCGAUGACGACCUCAGCGCCUUGAAAUUUAAGGAUCGACACAGGAUCAAGAGUAUUUGUAGUUCAAUAACACUGGUAUCUAAUGACAGACUGGGUUGUCUUGAGACAGACAGUCUGUCUGCUCAUACCAUGCUCUGUGAGGAGCUGGAUGCCAUGCUAAAGGAGGCUACUGAUCACACUUCUGCGGCAGCCAUUACGAAGAGAGCACAGGAGAAGAGGUUCAAGCCUGCAGCUGAUACCCGUCUGGACCUCGGGAGCAUCUCAGAACCAGAUCCCAAGUUGCAAGUCAUCCAGUGUGUAGAUCUACGGGGAUGGAUGUGGGGAAUGACCCAGUACUCUGAUGACAGUGUAGCUAUCGGAUAUAAUGGUACACAUGGUAUACAUGUAGAUAUCAUUGAUUCAGCUGGUAAACAGGAGCAGUAUGCAAACAUACCAAGUAACAUGAAGUGUUGUGGUCUUGUGUUUCAACAAGACGGUUCGUUAUGCAUAUCGACCGGAUACACAGACGCACACCUUUAUUCUCACAAUUGUUCCCGGAAAUCAACCAUCUACGUAAAUAGCUCUGGCUGUUAUCUGAGACUAAACAGAAGUCCAUCCGAUGAAAUCCUUAUCGCAAACUUUGGGAAGCAAAUCUAUAUCUACGACCCAACUGGAUCCACUCUCAAACACACUGUCCCAACAAAGCACAAUAUUACGAGGCAGGUAUCUGCCACCAGGUCGGGUUUGCUCGUCACGAGUUCAUGUGAUCAUAAGCCAAUCGUGGUGACGGUCUAUGACAGGUAUGGAAAUGCUGGUCAGUCUCUACGAGCUCCAAGCGGUGUCAACCUGUAUGCUGCCGUGGAUGAGCAGGACAGGGUGUAUGUAGCGAGUGUCGAUCGGAAGAUGGGUAACGUGGUGAUCAGGCUCUAUGACCUUGAUGGUCUGAACCUGAAUGAGAGAGUUGAGUUCAAUUUACUUGAUAUGACGCUUACAAGCGAUUGGUGUUACUUAGUUUCCCACUCUCCAGACAUGCUCGCGUUUGCUUGUGACAAGAAGUUGUAUUUUAUCAAAGUUUUACUGUAA
Molecule: messenger RNA, 1908 nt
Organism: Strongylocentrotus purpuratus (purple sea urchin)
Lineage: Eukaryota; Metazoa; Echinodermata; Echinoidea; Camarodonta; Strongylocentrotidae
Product: tripartite motif-containing protein 45-like
Exons: 2
Coding region: 1-1908 (635 amino acids)
Biological process (GO): positive regulation of DNA-templated transcription
Cellular component (GO): nucleoplasm; chromatin
Molecular function (GO): ubiquitin-protein transferase activity; zinc ion binding; protein binding
Source: RefSeq, a predicted model, not a curated record